Molecule: messenger RNA, 1123 nt
Organism: Galeopterus variegatus (Sunda flying lemur)
Lineage: Eukaryota; Metazoa; Chordata; Mammalia; Dermoptera; Cynocephalidae
Gene: CRISPLD2
Product: cysteine-rich secretory protein LCCL domain containing 2
Exons: 9
Coding region: 2-1123 (373 amino acids)
Cellular component (GO): extracellular region
Source: RefSeq, a predicted model, not a curated record
CAUGCGCUGUGUCCCAAGCGGCGGCAUCCCCUUGGGGCUGGUGUUACUGGUCUGUGGAGCCCACGGCUUUUUCCUGCCCAAUGUCACGCACUUAGAGAAGCUGCUCAGCAAAUACCAGCAGGACGAGCCCCACUCGCGCAUGCGGAGGGCCAUCCCCAGGUCAGACAAGGAGGAGAUCCUCAUGCUCCACAACAAGCUGCGGGGCCAGGUGUACCCAUCGGCCUCCAACAUGGAGUACAUGACCUGGGAUGAAGAGCUGGAGAAGUCGGCGGCAGCCUGGGCCCACGAGUGCAUCUGGGAGCACGGGCCCACCAGUCUGCUGGUGUCCAUUGGGCAGAACCUGGCUGUCCACUGGGGCAGGUAUCGCUCACCCGGGUCCCACGUGCAGUCCUGGUAUGACGAGGUGAAGGACUAUACUUACCCAUAUCCUCACGAGUGCAACCCCUGGUGUCCAGAGAGGUGCUCGGGGCCCAUGUGCACCCACUACACACAGAUAGUAUGGGCCACCACCAACAAGGUCGGCUGUGCUGUGAACACCUGCCAGAGGAUGAACGUCUGGGGAGAUGUUUGGGAGAACGCGGUCUACCUCGUCUGCAAUUACUCCCCAAAGGGGAACUGGAUUGGAGAAGCCCCCUACAGAAACGGCCGGCCCUGCUCCGCGUGCCCGCCCAGCUACGGAGGCGGCUGCAGGAACAACUUGUGUUACCGAGAACAGACCCAUGACCAAAAGCCUGAAACAGAUGAGAUGAACGAGGUGGAAACGGCUCCUGUCGCCGAGGACAAACAUGUCUGGGCCCAGCCGAGGGGCAGCAGACCUACGAAGCCCAAGAAGACGAAAACCUCCACCGUCACCUACAUGACCCAAGUCGUCAGGUGUGACACCAAGAUGAAGGACAAGUGCAAAGGGUCCACGUGCAACAGGUAUCAGUGCCCGGCAGGCUGCCUGAAAAACAAAGCGAAGAUUUUUGGAACUCUGUUUUAUGAAAGCUCAUCCAGCAUAUGCCGGGCUGCCAUCCACUACGGGGUCCUCGAUGACAAAGGAGGCCUGGUGGAUGUCACCAGGAAUGGGAAGGUCCCCUUCUUUGUCAAGUCUGAGAGACACGGCGUGGAGUCUUUGAGGUAA